AUGGGAUUCGCUGUGGAUCUUGGAGCAUCUGCGAUAGUUCAGGUUAUUAUUGGACUUGCUAUGACUUUUGUGAUUCUUAUAUCUGUAAUGGUUUUGUUCGAGAACCGAAGCAGUUUAAUAGCAAGGAAUAGAUUUGGCAUCUCGAAAACUUCUACUAGAAUCGCUUGGGGGCUUCCUUGUCCUGCUAAAGAAUUCUUCACCGAGCCAACUUUUGUGCUAGCUGGUGAAGAUUUUGGGAAUACCUAUAUGAUUGCCACCGUGAUGUUUAUAUAUUUCAAUUUUUUGACCCAAAUUGUGUUCUUUUUCGUUUGCUGUGUAUACUAUCUAUUUAUAUUCAAGAGCUCCCAAGUGUCCAUCGCCACUCGACGCCUUCAGAUUCAAUCGUUUUUUGGAAUGUUGGGACAAACUCUUAUACCAGUUUUAUGCGAUUCUAUUCCGAUGAUUGUGCAGCUAGAGAGACAGAAACGAGUUGAAUAUGAUCAGUUCAAUAAUAAUUUGAUGGGACUUUCGAUUAUAUUGCAUAAUGGAGCGACUAGUCUCUCAAUUCUUUUGAUUCAUAGUCCUUAUCGGAACUUUUUGAAAUCGUUGGUUGGAGGAGGAGGAGGGAAGAAGGUUAAUGUGAUUAAUGUUUCUGGAGAAAGACGGAUUUGA
This is a messenger RNA of Caenorhabditis remanei, 651 nucleotides long. RefSeq lists its product as uncharacterized. The transcript is spliced from 3 exons. The record is from RefSeq and is a predicted model, not a curated record. Lineage: Eukaryota; Metazoa; Nematoda; Chromadorea; Rhabditida; Rhabditidae. Bases 1 to 651 code for a protein of 216 amino acids.